AUGGCGCUCUCAGGGCUCACAGCGCGCGUGGUAUAUAAGUGCGCGAUGUGUGGGCGUGUUUUGUUUCUUGAGGUCUUAUUUCAGAACUGCUCUUACCUGUAUUCAAUGAAGCUUCCCCUGCCAAUCGCACUGGCACAAUUUAUUGUUUCGUGCAGCGCCAAGCCAUCCGAGCUCACCUACAAGGAGAUAGACUAUGUUGCGUACUCUUGCAUGUACACACUUAGCAGCACAGCUGCAUGGUGUAGCAGUGAUCUGUAUGGGCUAAGCUGUUACUGCACGGAUGACAACGCGAUGGGGUCGUUCUUAUAUUGUGUGCACGAGUUCCUGGAGACCAAGAACCCCGAUACGGUCGAGGAGUGGGUAUAUCCGCAGUGCGCCAACUCUACAGUCGAGGGACUGAAGCAAAUCUACGAAAAUUCAACCAAUUAUAUGGUAAACACCUCUGAGGUCCCGGGCUUCAACAUCUCCGUCCCCGUCGACUUUCCGGUCUACGUGAAUGCGACAAUGUAUCAGUACAAUUACAUGACGUAUAACGCGUUCUGGGGUAACUUGAAGCACGCGAAUUUUAUGGGCACGGGCGCAGUAGCCUACUGGGGCCUAGUGUUCUUGUGUGGCACCAUCUCCUCAAUGAUGCACCGGUUUGCCCCUAGGCUGACAUUAAGUUUGAACAAAAAAUCAUCGCAGCUGUGGAUUGUCCGCUGGUAUAGAAAAAAUGUGUCGCUACCGGCGGCAUUCGGCACCGUGCACACCAAAAGAAACUUUGCCUUGGGACUUCUUCCCACGCGGUUGGAAUCGCUUAUCAUUUUUGGUUUCUUUGUGAUGGUGCUACUGUUCCAAGCAGUGAACAUCAAACGGACUAUGAACAACACCUUCUUCCCCGAAAAAGUUCAAGAAAUUUCCCGUUAUGUGGGAGAUCGCAGCGGUGUUAUUGCCAAUUACCUGAUGACGCUAACGUACUUGCUCGCUGGUCGUAACCAAAUAUUUAUGUGGCUCACGGGCUGGAAGCAGUCAACUUUCAUGACCUACCAUAAAUGGGUGGGCCGCUUCCUAUUUCUAACAGUAUUCACCCACACUAUUUCGAUGCUUAUGUACACUUAUGCGGAAGAUGCGUACGAGUAUUACUCAGGCAGCCAAUGGUGGAGGUACGGUGCGGCAGCCACCGUCGCGGGUGGCACCAUGUUUCUUCAAGCUUUCAGUUGGUUGCGAGAAAAAAACUACGAAGUGUUCCUCUAUGUCCACAUCGCGAUGGCAAUCGUGUUUUUGCUUGGCGCUUGGAAGCACAUUGAGAUAUUUGACUAUCAAGAGUGGGCUUACGCAACGCUCGCUAUAUGGGCUUUUGAUAGAGUUGUGAGGCUUGUCCGUAUUUUCUCCUUUGGCGUCAAGACAGCCAAAGUGUGUAUUGUUUCAAACGAGACCCUGCAGGUGACUGUCGACAGAGGCUCUUGGUGGCCUUUCUUUCCUGGCGCUUUUGGCUAUGUGCACUUUUUGAAAACGUCCAUUUUUUGGCAAUCGCAUCCGUUUACUGUUUGCAAGACUGACAAUAACGAGCUCAGACUCUACAUCAAAAUUAAACGCGGUGUAACUGAAAUACUUUACAAGCAAUUGCUCAACGAACCUAAUUAUACCGGUGAGGUCAAAAUCGCUGUUGAAGGUCCAUAUGGCGACAAGAAGCCCGCCAAGUCCUAUGAACAAGUGCUUCUGUAUAGCGGCGGUAAUGGAAUCCCAGGUCCUUAUGCAUAUGCUAAAGAACUUGGUGUCACCGCUAACACCCAAAAGACGCAAUUCGUAAAACUGUAUUGGGUGAUAAGACACUGGAAUUCUCUCGACUGGUCUUUGGAGGAGCUUCAGGCCCUUCAAAAAUACACUAAUAUCCAGACGGUCAUAUAUGUAACCAAGGCUCACGAGGUUAAAUUUGGUGACAAGCUCUUGCCCCAUUUUGAGCCUAGUUGCUCAAGCUCUUCCAUUGCGGAAAAGGAUUCUGCAGUCGCGAUAACAAGCGCUGCCUAUAACGAUGUGCUUCAGAAAGUUUUGCCUCACAUUGAAUUUAGGGAAGGCAGACCAGUAAUCUCCGAUGUUGUUAGAGAAGACAUCGAAGACUGCCAAGAUAAGAAUACAGCACUUAUCACUUGCGGUCACAGUGACAUGUGCGAUGAAAUUAGACAAGUAAUUGCUGUUAAAGUUGGAGACCAUAAAACAAGUAGGAUUGAUCUCUUCGAGGAGCUCCAAACAUGGUAA
This is a messenger RNA of Lachancea thermotolerans CBS 6340, 2235 nucleotides long. Its product is annotated as ferric reductase family protein. The transcript has a single exon. The coding region runs from base 1 to 2235 and encodes 744 amino acids. The record is from RefSeq and is a predicted model, not a curated record. Lineage: Eukaryota; Fungi; Ascomycota; Saccharomycetes; Saccharomycetales; Saccharomycetaceae. Gene Ontology annotation, biological process: iron ion transport; intracellular iron ion homeostasis; copper ion import. Gene Ontology annotation, molecular function: ferric-chelate reductase activity. Gene Ontology annotation, cellular component: plasma membrane.